Molecule: messenger RNA, 5692 nt
Organism: Hippoglossus stenolepis (Pacific halibut)
Lineage: Eukaryota; Metazoa; Chordata; Actinopteri; Pleuronectiformes; Pleuronectidae
Gene: crybg2
Product: crystallin beta-gamma domain containing 2
Exons: 21
Coding region: 23-4753 (1576 amino acids)
Source: RefSeq, a predicted model, not a curated record
GGUCACACCGGUUCGGCAGGUGAUGGUAUGCGAGGUCGCUCCACCCUCCAGUGAGCCACCGCAUGUGCAGGGGGAGUGGUCUGAGCGAAACUGGACCAGGGCCUUGGAAACAGAAGACCACCUCAACGUAGAGAGGCAGCUCCCGAGCCAGGAGACAAGUGAUCAGGUGUACGAAGACGUCAGGAGUCCUCAUUGUGAACCUGCUGCUCCCUGCGACACUGGGGAGGACGAUGUGAUCACUCCCACGCGCAGAGAGGAACAAGUUUCACCAGGUGAGGACGAGAGAGGAGAAGCAGGCAGAGAAAUCAACAGCAGAGAAAUCAACAGCAGAGAAAUCAACAGCAGAGAAAUCAACAGCAGUGCCGACGCGGAUCCCUCAGCUGGAGCAGAGGUUGUUGCCGGCAUUUCGACGCACAGCACCGAGCUGCAAUCAGAUGCCACAGAGAUUGAGCACAACAGUGAUCAGCAGCGUAGCGAGUGGGAGGAUACGAUUACAGGGAGCGAGGACAAAAAGAGGACGGUGCCAGAACAGGUGGGAGUUGAGCUGUCAACCCUGAGUGUAGACACACACCCGCCUGAUACCGAACCUGCAGGGGAGUCCUCUGAGGGCCACGAGCAUCCGGCAGAAGAAGAGCCGGACCUGACUCCAGGGUCCCCGACGGCUUCGAGGACAGACGCAGCAGCUCCAGAGAGUCGGCAGACAAACGCCGACCAGGACACGUUUGACAAAAUGAAUUCAGGCUACAGCAACCUGAGCACCAAACUGACCCUAAGGAACUCGUCUUCCCUGGAAGAGGACGAAUCCAAACAGCGUUUCCAUAAAAUGUCUCUGAUCACUGAGGCUGACGACCUCGGACAGGACACGGUGGACUCAACUGAGUCCAAUGGAAGAGACGUCGCCUCAGAGUACACGUGGAGGAAUAGAUUUGAGGGUGUUUCUCAGUACAGACCAUACAAGGUACAGCAGGAUUCCUCUUUUUCUGACUCUCAGACUUACACAUCGUCUGACACUUACUCCAGCACCUCCUCCUCCUCCAUCUCCUCCGCCUACUCCGCUCUCCCCGGGGCUACAGUGUACAAACCUCUGAGCGACACACUCUCCUCCUCCGCCUCCUCCCCCGCUCCGGAGGAACACUUGAGCCUGAGCUACAGGCUCAGAGACGACAACGAAGUCGACCUGAGCCGUGAGAGCGAGUCAGCGGGAGAAGCCAGAUAUGAUUGGAGGAGGAGGAGCUUGGUGGAGCAGGAGGAGCCAGCUGCACCUGCAAGUGAAGGAGAGAGACAGAGGGAGGGAGAGGCAGAGAGGAUAAAGUCACGCUGGGACUCACAACCGCUCCCUGUGUCCAGCUUCUCCUCGGCCCUUCACACCAGCCACACCGACGGGUUCACACAAGACGACAACGAGCCCUCUGAGUUCACUGGAUUGUUUACAGCCACACUGGUGGAGCUGGUCUGCGAGCCUGCAGCUCCCCCAUCCACGCCCCCCGCCUCCCCCGACACAGACUUCUCCAACCAGCUGGACAUGGACAACCUGGUGGACACCCUGAAGAACAUGGGACCCUCCUUCAGGCCCAGGUCUAUUGGCCUGCGGCCACCUGCCCCAAACCUGAUGUCCUCGCUGCCUCCCAUUGUGGAGGAUGCUCCCAGCCCCAUCGCCCCUCACCUCCCUGCCUCCCUCACCAGCCCCGUGAAAACGAUGGAAACCACCGGCCCCGAGUCGCUGAAUGGGAUUUUCACUCUGCCACCUGAGCUGGGACUGAAGAGGAACUUCCCCAGAGACAAUCGAUCACCACUGGAGCUGCUGAAGACCCAGAAGGACCAGCAGCCAGGAACACGAGGCCUGAACUUGCCUCUGAGAGCAUCAGCUACCAACAGUAUUGUUUUAAGAAGAUUCUCUGACUCUUCCCCUGAGGACUUAAAAUCCCCGUUGCUGAAUGGAAACGGAAUAUCUCCGCCGCCCAUCACAGGCUCUCGCUUCGACAACAGUGCAAUCUAUGGAGGCUACAGGUCAUCGUCCAUAGAUCAGACAAUGGAGAAUGGAAGAGGCCAUCGUCCACUCUACCGAUCCGGCUCGCUUCCAGACACGGGGCCUUCAAGCGAUCGCCUGAGUGUGGGAAAGAAGGACCUCGGCGACCUAGGAGGGUCCCGCUUCGAUCGCUUCUCCUUCCUUGUAAACUCAUCGUCCUCUUCAGGCUCCUUGACCGGAGCCGAAGACUUCAACAGCCGCAUGAGUCAGCCUCCGCCGCUCAGCUUUGGUUCCCCACCUUCCAGUAACAGUCCCACCCGCCUCCUCAGCCCCACGGGCUCCAUAGACCUCCACAGGUCGUUCACAACCACAGACUCCCCCCUAUCCAUGUUUGGCCAGACACAGGGGAUGGGGAUGGGUGCCGGUGCUGGGACAACGCCACCGCCCCUCCUGCAGAGGAGCUUCAGCAGCGAUGGCCCCGGUGGGGUCCAGCAGACGUCACUGUUCAACAGCGCGUAUGGGGGGUCUCUGUUCCAGAGCAAGGAACCUGAGCCCGACAGGAAUCAAGUGUCAAAAUACAGAGCCUUCCCUGACGCUUAUCUCACAAAGGCGAAGGAGCACGGGAAGCUCAAUCCUCGUCCUGGAAAGAUGUAUAUCUUUGACCGACCGGGGAUGUGCGGCCAGAGGAUCGAGGUGCGCAGUGAUGUCGUGGACGCUACGUCCUGGGAGCUGCAGGACACCAUCUCCAUCAGGGUCGUCAGAGGAGGAUGGGUGAUGUACGAGAAACCCAACUUCAAAGGGGAAAAAUUUGCCCUGGACGAGGGCGACAUGGAGCUCUCCUGCCCCUUCAGCCCCCCGGAGGAGCAGCUGCAGAACGGACAGAAGGAGGAGGAGGAGGGCAAAGAGCAGAACGGAGAGACGGGUGAUGAGCAGACGGAGAUAACGCCCACCAGGAGCUUCAUCAUCGGAUCUCUGCGACGAGCCGUCAGGGAUUACAGCGUCCCAGAAAUCAGUCUUUUCCCAGAGGAAAACGCAGAGGGGAAGAAAGUCACCUUCAGAGACACCUCUGAAGAUGCCAGGAUUUUUGGCUUCCCCAUUAAGGCCAACUCCAUCAUCAUUAAUGCUGGACUAUGGCUUGUGUACGCACAGCCCUUCUUCCAGGGCGUACCACGUGUCCUGGAGGUGGGGGGUUACUCCAACCCUGCAGCCUGGGGUGUGGAACAUCCUUAUGUGGGAUCCGUGCACCCGCUCAAAGUAGGAGAACCACGAGUGGAAAAUCUGAGCGAACCAAAGCUGGAGAUCUUCGACAAGCCGUACUUCUGCGGGAAGUCGAGGACGGUAACCACCAACGCGAGAGACUUCAUGACCAGAACAGACAAGCAGCAGACGGCCUUCAUGUACAAUGCGGGCUCCCUCAAAGUGCAGGGAGGAAUCUGGGUGGGCUACGAGAAGGAGGGCUACCGAGGCCACCAGUACCUGCUGGAGGAGGGGGAGUACCAGGACUGGAGGGUGUGGGGAGGCUGCGAUGCCGAGCUCCGCUCCGUGAGGGUCAUACGAGCCGACCUGUCCGACCCCAUGAUGGUGAUGUUCGAGCAGCCAGAGGAGGAGCAGGAGGCCGAAGAGAACACCUUCGAGGUGAACGAGGCCAUUCCCGACGUCGAGCUGUUCGACUACAAAACGUCCACGCGCUCCAUCCACGUGGUCAGCGGGGCAUGGGUGGCCUACUCCCACGUGGACUACUCUGGGGACCAGUACAUCUUAGAGAAAGGUUUCUACAACAACAGCGCUGACUGGGGCUCUCAGGACCCUCGCAUCUGCUCAGUGCAGCCCAUCCUCCUGGCUCCGCGUGACGACUCGAAGACCCGGAACCAGCUCAUUCUUUACUCGGAGCCAAAUUUCCAGGGCAAGUGUCACAUCUUCGACCGCAACCAGGAAGCGCUGUCAGAGAAAUUCCUGACCAAGUCGUGCCGAUUGGUCAGAGGAAGCUGGGUGCUCUACGAGGACGAAAAGCACUCUGGGAACUUGUACGUCUUACAUGAAGGAGAUUACCCCAAUUUAACCAGCAUGGGCUGCCCCCCCAGCUGCAGCUUCCGCUCCGUCAAGGUCGUGCCGAUGACGUUCUCCAUUCCCUCCCUCUCUCUGUUCGGCCUCGAGUGUCUGGAGGGCAGAGAGAUCACCACGGAGACGGAGAUCCUCAGCAUGGCCGGCGAGGGCUUCAACAACCACAUCCUGUCGGUCAGGGUCAACAGCGGCAGUUGGGUGAUAUGUGAACACAGCAACUACAGGGGGCGCCAGUUCCUCCUGGAGCCCAUCGAAAUCACCAACUGGCCAAAGUUUAGCUCGCUGUCUACGAUUGGCUCGGUGUAUCCAGUGAUACAGAAGCGCCAGUAUUUCCGCAUCAAGAACACAGAGAGCGGCCUCCCCGUGUCCGUCCAGGGCGGCGUGGAGGAGAUGAAGUCGGGACGAGUGAUGGUGACGGCAGAGGUGGAGCCGAUGACUGACAUCUGGUUCUAUCAGGACGGAUUCAUCAAGAAUAAGCUGUCCACGACCAUGAGUCUCCAGGUGAUGGGAAACAUAGAGCCGGCAGCCAAGGUGGUUUUGUGGUCAGAGACUCGGCAGCCAAUUCAGAACUGGACGACCCGGAUGAGCGGCCUCAUCACCAGCCUCACUUUCCCUGGCAUGGUCCUGGAUGUCAAAGGUGGAAAAACGUACGACAAGGACCAUGUGGUGAUCAUGCCAGAGAACGACGAGAGGCCGAGUCAGCAGUGGGAGAUAGAGCUGCUAUAAUAAACCUCAUAUUCCUCUUUACUCAGUUCAGCAGUGCAUCAACAGUGCCUUUCUUUCUAUCUGCAAAAAUAUUCCCUUAGCAUUCUGCGCACUGGGAACCGACCGCUGUCACUGUCAGUUUAUUUAAGUGCCUGUAUUUUUGUCUGAACUCCCAUGAUCCGUAUCCCAAGUGUAAACACAAACAAUCCGAGGCCGGAGUUUCGAUGGUUCCUCUUUCUCCGAAGUCAGAUAAAGACUUUCUGUGCGACAGAACGACCACAGACAAAAAGACGUGUCAGUGCCUCGACCUGCUGCAGCGACUGGUGUCAUCAGGAGUUAAAAAAAAUAAAGAUUUAAUGUAUUUCUCGAGAUGUACUGAGCUGCAUGGACCCACCCGCUCUCUUGUAUCCAGAGAUCAGGAGCACAGGUUCACCUCCUCCACCACUUUGACCUUGAACUCAUCAUUUGUCUACAAUUUGUAUAUUCAAACCUACAGAAGAAUCUCCCUGUUCAUAUGUCCCCAGGCUCGUGCUAAUUUCCCUCAUAACUGUGUUUACGAUGUAGAAAAAGCAGGUUUUAAUAACAAUAACUUCUGGACGUUAUUUUCUUACUGAGACGUUCUACAGACGGAGAAUGAAUAAAGCCAAACGGAUGUGUAACAUGCAAGAAAUGCAUGUUCCUCUUUUAAAAGAUAUUUUUAUAUACUGUACAUGUAUCGUCUUGUUUUGUGGGAAGUGUUGCAGUUAUGUAUACAUAGAGAAUAUCACAUUAUCGACUAAAUGGGUUGUACGUGUCCAGUUUCUGUCCAGUUUCUCUGUUUUCUUGCUUUUAUUGUGCUUUUUUUGUCGAGUUUUUAUCAGCUGUAUGUUAAUAUUUGAUACUAAAGAUAUAAUGUAAAAUGUGAUGUUAAAGGGAGUGGUUUUAAAAUACUGAAAACAAAAAUAAACACAUUAAAACAAA